This is a messenger RNA of Torulaspora delbrueckii, 213 nucleotides long. RefSeq names its product DNA-directed RNA polymerase core subunit RPB10 (gene RPB10). Gene Ontology annotation, cellular component: RNA polymerase III complex; RNA polymerase II, core complex; RNA polymerase I complex. Lineage: Eukaryota; Fungi; Ascomycota; Saccharomycetes; Saccharomycetales; Saccharomycetaceae. The record is from RefSeq and is a predicted model, not a curated record. Gene Ontology annotation, biological process: tRNA transcription by RNA polymerase III; transcription by RNA polymerase I; transcription by RNA polymerase II. Bases 1 to 213 code for a protein of 70 amino acids. Gene Ontology annotation, molecular function: DNA binding; DNA-directed RNA polymerase activity; zinc ion binding. The transcript has a single exon.
AUGAUUGUUCCCGUUAGAUGUUUUUCGUGUGGUAAGGUCGUUGGUGACAAGUGGGAAAGCUAUCUGAAUAUGCUUCAAGAGGAUGAGUUGGACGAAGGUACUGCAUUGACAAAAUUAGGUUUGAAAAGAUACUGUUGUAGAAGAAUGAUCCUAACACACGUUGAUUUGAUUGAGAAAUUCCUAAGAUAUAACCCAUUGGAAAGGAGGGAUUAA